UUUCCGUGACUCAAAAUUCCAGUUGAGGCGCGCGCGCUCCCGCGGCCCCGAGUCAGAUACUGAACGAUGGCUGAGGGAGGAGGACCCGAAUCGGGUAGCGGGACUGAACCCGAUCCGGAGCCGGUACCUGCUCAGAUACCCUUACCUUCACCCGACAGCCAGAAGCAAAGCCUAGGAGCUCUGCUCAAAACCCCUCUCCGCAAGGGGGACGAAUGGUUUUUGAUUGACAGCCGCUGGUUUAAGCAAUGGAAAAAAUAUGUAGGAUUCGACAGCUGGGAUAUGUACAAUGUUGGGGAGUUCAGCCUAUACCCAGGGCCCAUCGACAACUCGGGGCUCUUUUCAGACCACGAGACUCAGACCCUAAAGGAGCAUUUGAUAGAUGAGCUGGACUAUGUUCUGGUGCCCACUGAGGCCUGGAACAAGCUUCUUAGCUGGUAUGGCUGUGUGGAAGGGCAGCAACCCAUUAUCAGAAAGGUGGUUGAGCAUGGCAUGUUUGUGAAGCACUGUAAAGUGGAGGUUUACCUUCUAGAGCUCAAGCUCUGUGAGAACAGUGACAUGGAUAAUGUCAUAACGCGGCAUUUCAGCAAGGCGGAUACCAUAGAGACAAUUGAAAAAGAAAUGAGGGUGUUGUUUAAGAUCCCGCCAGAGAAAGAGACGCGUCUGUGGAAUAAAUACAUGAGUAACACCUAUGAACAGCUGAAUAAACCAGAGAGCACCGUGCAGGACGCUGGACUCUACCAGGGACAGGUUCUUGUGAUUGAACAGAAGAAUGAAGAUGGUACGUGGCCUAGGCAAAGCAGUCACCCAAAGUCCAGCACGGCCACUUCUAGAAAUUUCACUACCUCCCCAAAGCUUUCCUCUAACUCCUCAGCCACCAUUUCUUCUAGUGUAGCCAAUGGGGAUAGCAACAACUCUGGCUACUCGCUGAACAACAGUCCCAGUUCUGGUAACCGGCUGGGUGGCUACAGCUCCUAUAGCUCAUCUUACAGCUAUAGAGAAUCGCAGACACAGCCUGGUCUCUGUGGCUUAAGCAACUUGGGCAAUACCUGCUUCAUGAACUCAGCCCUGCAGUGCCUGAGUAACGCCGCCCCUCUGACAGAGUACUUCCUGAAAGAUGAAUAUGAGGCCGAGAUAAACCGCGAGAACCCUCUUGGGAUGCGAGGAGAGAUUGCAGAAGCCUACGCUGAUCUGGUCAAGCAGAUGUGGCAGGGACGCAACAGCUACGUGGCUCCACGAACGUUCAAGACCCAGGUAGGCCGCUUCGCCCCGCAGUUCUCAGGGUACCAGCAGCAGGACUCGCAGGAGCUUCUGGCCUUCCUGCUGGACGGGCUCCACGAGGACCUCAACCGUGUCAAGAAGAAGCCUUACCUGGUGCUGAGAGAUGCGGAGGGCAGGCAAGACGAGAUUGUAGCGAAGGAAGCCUGGACAAACCAUCGUCUCCGAAAUGACUCCAUCAUUGUAGACAUCUUCCACGGCCUAUUCAAAUCCACCUUGGUGUGCCCAGAGUGCUCGAAGGUCUCGGUCACCUUUGACCCCUUUUGCUACCUCACCCUGCCCUUGCCAAUGAAAAAGGACCGGACCAUGGAGGUGUUUCUGGUCCGCACAGACCCCCAGUCCCGCCCUAUGCAGUACAGGGUAGUGGUCCCCAAGCUGGGUACUGUGGCAGAUCUGUGCAGCUCAUUGUCUAAGCUCUCCGGUGUCACAGCAGAGAAUAUGCUGGUGGCAGACGUGUACAAUCAUCGGUUUCAUAAGAUCUACCGGCGGGACGAUGGACUCAAUCACAUCAUGGACAAGGACGACAUCUUUGUGUAUGAGGUGGAAGAGGAAGAUGGGGAGCGAAUCAGCCUGCCCAUUUACUUCAGGGAGCGGCACGUUAAGCAUGCGGGUACUUCCACAAGUACGGUACUGUUUGGACAGCCUCUGAUUAUCACUGUUCCCCGGCAAAACCUGGCCGUCGACUUCCUGUACGAAAAAGUGUUGGAGCGCAUUGGGCGAUAUGUGAAGAGGCCGCAGGGUGCAGGAUGUGAGGGGAAAGUAUCGGCUACCUGUAGUAGCAGUUCCAGCUGCAGCAGCAGUCAAGCUGCCGAGAUGGCAGGGGGUCGCAGUCUCAACACUGAGAUGGGCGCAAGUGUGUGCCAGUCCUUGGAGGAGGCAUCCUGCAGUGCAGGUACAGCGGGCAUGGUCACGAGCAACUGCCAGAAUGCCAAACACCAGCCAGGGACCUGCAAUAGCAAUAACUCAAAUGGGGUUUGUGAAGGGGAGGAUGAAGCAAUGGAUCACCAGGAGGAGAUCAGCCUGGAACCAGACAACAGUCAGUCAGAGGGCUCAGUGGGAGACGAGGACAGCGAAGACCUAGAGAAUGGGCCAGUCGAUAAUGCACCAAAAUCCUCUGUCAAGUCAACGACCUGUCAGCCAAAGCUUUUCUCUUUCACAAUGGUGAAUUCAUAUGGAACAGCUGACAUCAGUCCUGUUACCAAUGAGAGCAACAUCCUCAAACUUAAGGCAUUUUCCACGGUAGCAAUUGACUGGAAUUCUGAAAUGAAGAAGCUCUACUAUGAUGACCAGGAAGCAGAGGCUUAUGAAAAACAUGAGAGCAUGCUGCAGCACCAGAGGAAAAAAGCUACAGUGGCCCUGCGAGACUGUAUUGAGCUGUUCACCACCAUGGAGACACUAGGAGAACACGAUCCCUGGUAUUGCCCCACCUGCAAGAAACAUCAGCAGGCCACAAAAAAGUUUGACUUGUGGUCAUUACCACGUAUCCUGGUAGUCCAUUUAAAACGUUUCUCUUAUAACCGUUGCUGGAGAGAUAAGCUGGAUACAGUGGUAGACUUCCCAAUCAGCGAUCUGAACAUGUCAGAGUUCGUCUGCGACCCGAAGGCUGGGCCCUAUAUCUAUGACCUCAUUGCUGUGUCCAACCACUAUGGUGGAAUGGGUGGAGGGCACUACACAGCUUAUGCCAAGAACAAAGUGGAUGGGCAGUGGUAUUACUUUGAUGAUAGUAGUGUCUCAUCUGCAACAGAAGAUCAGAUCGUGACCAAGGCAGCGUAUGUCUUGUUUUACCAGCGCAGAGACCAGGAAACACCCCUGAACUCUCCCCCUUCAGCCUCGCUUGGGGGAGCUCCAGAGGCAGGAGAUGAACACAUGGACACCAACUGAGAGGCUAGGGUUUGAGGAACAUGUACUGAUGCAAUGACAUAUAUGUCAACGCACACAAACCUAUUUCAGUCGUUUAAACCUCUGUACUGAAUCAAUGCUAUACCCAUUUGAUAUUUUGGUCUUGUUUUUUUUAGAUGAUUCAUCACUAAGCCAAAAACCUUUAAAAAUAUUUGAUGUAUAAACUGUGCAGCGCCCAAACGGGGACUGCAUCAAGUAAGUGUACACAUUUUCAGGCAGAUGGUACAAUUUAAGCAAAUGUUGGAUGACUAGGAUGAUAUUACAAAUAAUAAAAUGAAUACCUUUCAUUUACACACUAGAAAAUUAAGAGAAGCCAAAUAUGCACAUCCUUUCAACCAAAGUGGCCGAGGUUGUACACAGGCAUAUUACAGACAUGCCAACUGUAUCACAGAAACAUCCACCUUUGUGUAUAUUACUCUCUUAAAAUGGAGUUGCCCCAGUACAGAGAUUAACACACAUUGAGAACUUUUUAAUCUUGAUUGCCUGCACAGUCAUCUUUAAAAACACACAGACCCUAUGAACUGUGCCACUGCAGGAGAAUGAAAAUGUCAAGCUAAAGACACAAACCAGAAAACGGGGGAGGUUUCUGUUCUUCCUUUCAGGUUCCACCUAGCCUUCCUUUGGUUUCCCCGAAAAUUAUCAUUUCAGCUUGCGAAAGAUUUUCCUCAUCAAUGUUUUAUCCUUGGCUGUUUGUGUUUCCCCAUGCCUAAGUGUCUGCAGUGUAAGGAGCACACCACCUACAGACGCUGAAGAAAUGUACUGCUUAAGCACACUGUCCAGCUCUGUGAAAUGUCCAGUUCCAUGGGCUCCUUAAGAAGUUUUCACCCUCUGCAAAAAAAAAAAACUAAACACAAAUGUGCUGCUCCAUCAAACACGGAAGCACCAGUUUGCCUUUUAGCAGUGCGAUGCUUUCAAAAGCCGGAACAGUGUCUGAAUUUAUUUCUUCGGGAGAGCUUUGGGUUUCUUCAUUUAUCAGUUUGUGAUCGGUCGCCAGCAGGUACCGUUUUUAACUUCCUGUGGUUUCAAAUCCAGACAACUGGCCACAGGUUUGUGUAGACUCACACCUAAAUGAGGUGAAGAUUUAAAUUCUGCUCUCCGUUGUUGGCAGCAUAACCUACUUAAAAUUCAUUGCUUGGUGAUUUUUUUUUGAAGGCCAGUAAUUGCGGUCAUUUUCAUCACUUUUGGUCAUCUUUGCCGUCUGAUUGGUCUUCUGGGCAUCUGUUGUGCAGCAUUGGCUAGGAUUAUCUACCUGGGUACGUUGGCUGUUCCUCUUCAGGAUUAUAUUACAUUGGAAGAUACAGUUACAUUCUCUUUUUUUUUUCCUGGAGUCUGCAGAACAUCGUGAAAUUUGGAUUUUUUGGGAGUGGUGCUAAAUAAGGUGAACUGGGAAAAACGGCGUUAGAAAAGGCGAUUUUGGACAGCUCCUUUGCUGCAGCAAUCACUGAAGAGCAUGGGAUUGCAUGAGGAUACGUUUGCUCCCUUGCUAUGUGUUUUACACUGGUAAAAUUAUUUUCAGCUUAUUUAAAUGAGACUGUCUAACAGUUCAGGAACAGUAAAAAAUAUGCAGACUUUGUAGUUUCUUUUUAAAUUUGAAAACCACAACAAAAUGUUCUUUGGAGAUCCAUGUGGUUUGAAUAACAUCAUAGGACAUGAUGUUUGUAUUCCAUGGAAUAAUAGUUAAACUGCCAUUCUGUUCCCUAUAACGUUGGAGUGAAUGGAAGUAAACCUGCAGUAAUGGAUGUAUAUGUACAAAGUGAAAAGUUAAUUUAAUCCAUUAUAUGUGAACACAGACAACCGUUCUAUAGAAGAAAUAACUGAACUUGACAGAUUUUCUUUAAAAACAGACUGAGCUUGUCAAUCAUCCCUUAUAGACAUAAGAUUUUAUGACAUCUCUGUAUUGGCAAGAGAAAGUCAGAUUCUUCAGCAGUUCCUGAAAAUUCCGUUCCUUAUUCAGUUCUUGGGGCAAAUUAUCAAAAUUCCUUUUGCUUAACUAUUGCACAUUGCAGUCCUGUUUCCUGGAGAGUUUUUCCACUGUUUACGUUAAAGGAAAUUAAAUUUAAGACUAGGAUCGAUAGAUAAGAAUAGGUGCCUUCAACAUGUGAUUAAUUGAUAGAUGUAUAGAUGUUUAUUACCGAGAAAGGCUUAAUCAUUAUUCGUAUUUCCUGAAAUUGAUAAAAUGAAAAUCUGGCUGCACAAAUUAGCUAGCUCAAUAUCUUGCAUACCGUCUUUCUGAUGUGAAAUUGUGCUACUCUAACCCAGAAUGUCCUUGUUUUACAUUCAAAUAAUUAACGUUUCACAGAUCUGCGUUUCCCAAUUUUGGUAUGGGAUUACCAGUUUUUCUGGUUUUCAUUCCAACUGAACUUUGUUAGUUUGGCUGCUCAAGACUUUUAAAAUUGAACUGUUUACAAAGUAGUUUUAAAUCAUUAUUAAAUAAUAGAACUGGGUUAGAAAUUAGUGUAAAAUUUGUGCCAGAUGCUGGGUUUCAGGUUCAUUAUUUGGAUUAAUUUAACCCAUGAAGCACUGGGUUAAAGUCAAACAUUCAUUAUAACCAUAAGACUUUUAACUCAUUAUAACCAUGUUUAUAAUGAAUGUUUGACUGUAACUGUUACUUGUGUCUGAACAUAAUUUAUGGGUUAAAUAUUUAAAAACAAUAUCCUGAAUACCUAAUAUUGUAAAACAUCCAAUCGGUGUGCAGUUAAGGAUUUUGUACAUUUAAAGUUAAAAGAUCAGUUUCAUAUAAGUUAAAAGAUCAGUUAGUAUGAAAACCAGAAGUAAUUAGAGUGCUCCUCUACAGGAGUAGGAAACCAUCAUAGAUUAAUUGUACAGUUAAUACCAUUAGUUAAUACUGUUGAAAACAGUGAAAGGUUCCUGUGUUCAGAAUGGGAUUAGAAAACCAUAAUUAUUCAAAACUGCUGAUGUUUUGCUCCAUGUCAGUUGCUCUGGUAUUUAGGAGUUUAGUGUUGAAUGUCUGUCAUAGAAAGAGGAAUUAGCCAGUUAAUGAAACAUGACAUAAGCAGGUGAAAGUAUAAGUAAUGAUUUCACUUUUAGUGUAACGUUGCUUUGGGCAUGCUGUAUUAAGUUGCAGAAGAAAAAAUAUAAAACUAUAUCAUAACCACGUUAGUGUAAGCCACAGUAUUUUUCAAGUAACCAUAUUUCUGUGGUAGACUUAAGUGACAUCUGUCAGUAACAGAUCAGAUUCUUGAAGUGAGAAGCACAGAAAGUACUGAAUCUCACUGUAACAAAAUAUAGAGCCUUAAUAUGCAAAUGAUAGUUUUCCGUGUUGCUGUUAUUUUUAAACAAAUGCCCAAGCUCGGUUUUAACUGCAUUAGAUAGACAUACCUGGAGUAAUUAUAUUUUUGAAACAAAAAGCGUAUGACGUCAAAACCAACUGGAAAAUUCUGUAUUUUUCUAUAGGCACUCUACUCUGACUGCAGCCUGUUUCAGCUGUGCAUAUAUAAUAAAGACUGGAAACAGCAUUUUUGCAUGCCUUUGGCUUUCUGAUGCUGUGAAACAGGCUUCUGCUUUACUCCGCAAGUUUUCUGAUUGAAGCUACUGUGAAUUGUGCAUCGGGCUUCGGCAACAUGUACUAGAUUGGAUUACAGCUUUAUUUUGGCCCAUGCAUGUCUGUAUAGCUUUGAAUACCUACAAAUAACAGUAAAGGUUAUUAUUUUUAAAAUGA
Molecule: messenger RNA, 6853 nt
Organism: Lepisosteus oculatus (spotted gar)
Lineage: Eukaryota; Metazoa; Chordata; Actinopteri; Semionotiformes; Lepisosteidae
Gene: usp4
Product: ubiquitin specific peptidase 4 (proto-oncogene)
Biological process (GO): protein deubiquitination
Cellular component (GO): nucleus
Molecular function (GO): cysteine-type deubiquitinase activity
Source: RefSeq, a predicted model, not a curated record